Molecule: messenger RNA, 3549 nt
Organism: Meira miltonrushii
Lineage: Eukaryota; Fungi; Basidiomycota; Exobasidiomycetes; Exobasidiales; Brachybasidiaceae
Exons: 1
Coding region: 134-3460 (1108 amino acids)
Biological process (GO): chorismate biosynthetic process
Molecular function (GO): 3-phosphoshikimate 1-carboxyvinyltransferase activity; 3-dehydroquinate dehydratase activity
Source: RefSeq, a predicted model, not a curated record
CUGGGGUAAAAAUAUACACCUAGCAUGCAAUACUUCCCAUCAAUGUGAUUAACACUUUUUACUCUUCCUUCUCCUCACACCAAAUGCUGAUCGCGUAUCACAAGCAAUGUCAACAAUGAUGACGGCAUCCACUAUGCCGUCAAAUGGAUUGUACGAUGCUCGUGCUACGAUUAUCAUUAUUGGAAUGAAAGGGGCAGGAAAGACGACGAUCGGUUUGAUGGCAAAUAGAUCGAUGGGUCGUACAUUUAUCGAUAUGGAUUAUAGAUUCAGAAUAAGCGAGGACACAUCCGUUGAAGCAUACGUUGCUGCACAUGGAUGGAACGCUUUCAGAGCAAGAGAAACUGUUCUUCUCAAAGAAUUACUCGUUCAACAUCCGUUUGAUGCAGUAAUCGCUUGUGGUGGUGGAAUCAUUGAAUCAAGCGAAUCAAGAAGAGUUUUGAAAUCAGUCUUGCAUACUAUGCCGGUCAUUCGUGUCCUACGUGAAGAAAGCGCUGUUCGACAAUACAUUGAUGGAAGAUGGCUCAGACAAUACGAUGAAGAUUUGGGUGCAAUGAUGAGAAGAAGGACUUUGUUGUACCGGGAUUGUUGCUCGCAUACAUUCUACAAUCUCUCAUGCGGCUUAGAUGCGUCUUCAAGGGAGCCAUCACGCAGUACAGAUCGAGUAAAUUUCUUCUCAGCAUCUUCCAAUACAACAGAUCCUCUCAAAUUCAAGCAAGUUGGCAAUUCGUUCGAACGACUUUUACGUGCGAUUCUCGGUGAUUCCUUCAAAAGUGCAAAUCAAUCGCAAAAUUUUGCAGAUCCAGAAUUAGGCGCAAAUAGCAUCGCAAGGCCUUCACGUCAAUCAUCUGCUCCUUUGGACUUGCCAGGAUCACCUAUUAGCGGUCAAAAUACUCCACCGGUGUUUCGAAAUAGUCUUUCAAACUUACUCGCCCCUCAUGGACCUGGUCCAGGGCCACUACAUGAGACAGCAUUCAAUGAGCACAGGCUAUCGUCACCUUUGCAUAAUGGGUCCAAGAUGCAGUCAAAGCAAGCAAUGAGCAAAAGCAGUAGUGGAAAGAAUGGAACAUCAUCAACAAGAAGGAAAGGCAUUGCAGUUUUGCCAGGUCGUGCCAAUGUGUUAGAGCGGUCAAGUCUUUUGACCAGGCGGACAACAGCCAUGUCAUUAACAUUUGCCGACUUAACGAGUAUAAGCGCAGACAUGUUACGAAAUAUCACACAAGGUGUAGAUGCGCUAGAAUUGCGUGUGGACAUGUUGGAUUGUUUGAGGCCGGCCACUGCCACUGCACGUUCGCUAGAUAUCGAAGCAGAGCCAAAGAUUGAUUUUGAAGAAGUGGCAAGACAACUUGAAACUUUGCGAAAGAUGACGCCUGAUAUUCCAAUCUUGUUUACCGUUCGUUCGGAUCGAGAAGGAGGCUUCUUUCAUGAUGACAGGAAGCUAUCUCAACGUGAUACGCGCUCGCCCCACUCGCAGGCAAUAUACUUCCAGUUGCUGCAAUUGGCUAUCGGGAUGGGCAUAGAGAUGCUUGACGUCGAAUUAGGUUGGGAUCCUUGGAUGACGAAGAAGCUGGUCGAAUCACGCGGACGGACAAAGAUUGUUCCGAGUUACCACGAUCUCAUGGGUGCACUGAAGUGGGAUUCAAACGUAGCCCGUCAAUUAUACGAUCGGGCUUGCUCAUUUGGAAAUGGUGUGCACGUAGUCAUGAUGAUCGGCACAACAACACGAUCAAAUAUCGAGCAAAAUCAACACAUUGGCUCUUUCUCCGCUCGAAUUCUCUCUGCUGCCGGUGCCGAUCCGUCGGGACGGAUGCCACCGCUUAUGGCUCUCAAUAUGGGCAUGGCAGGUCGUUCAUCUAGACCAUUCAAUGAUGUAUUGAACUUUGUCAGUCAUCCUGCCAUGCCGAUGAAAGCUGGUAAAGGUCAAUUGUCUCUCAAAGAGAUGAUGGAAACAUUGGUCAGAUUGAGUAUGAUCCGUACUUCUCACUUUCAUCUUUACGGUGCAGUUCAUGAAGCAGCUCAAUUGGUCAAAGAGGCAAUCAGUGCAGCAUUUGAUGAAUUCGGUUUGCCAUUCCAAUUGCUGGAAGAGGGUACCUGGAGUUUAGCUGAAUACAUCGAAGCUCACCAAAAUGACGAUAUGGGCGAUCGGCAAGAAGAAGAAAAUACAAUGGUCAAUUCGAUGAGCGAUGGUCUUUAUAUUGCCGAUCACGCACAUCGACAAACGGAGCUAUUCGAAAUCAUGUCAAGAAGAUGUCCUGAGCGUAUCUCUAAAAUUGGUAGGAUCGUACAGGCAGUUGAUGUGAUGGCAAGACAAGACAUUGGAUUGCUUAUGCUUGGUACGGAAAGAGGCAGACGAGUGCCAAACGCAUUGGGUGAAAUGCGUGGCCCUUUGGUGGGUUGUCAUACAUUACCUGCUGCGAUCGAACGUACUUUGCUAGCACACUUGGCGCCGAUCAAUGUACCGAAUGCUCAUAGAAGUGGAUUGAUUGUCAUCUUGAAUGAUGAAGAGGAGCCAAAUGAGAAAGGAGAUACGGAGAUGGGCGAAAAUGCGGAAAAGUAUCAAGCAACUACCAAUAUCGCCAAACGUGCAGCUUUGCAUGCCCUUUGCCAGAUGGGAUUGGGAACGGUGUAUGUGUUGGAACAAAGUGAUUCUCAUCAUGGGAACUUGUCCGAUGAUCCGCCUUACAGUCGAAGACAAAGUCUUGCUCCCGGAGCCUCCAGAGAUUCAAGUGCACCACCCCAUCCAACUUCAUCCAAAGCAUGGGCACAGGAGGUACUGCGUUUGAAUUAUAGCCAUGAAUCCCAAAGUGGCACUACUGCUGAAGCAAAUAAUGAUCUCCGUGUAGUGGUGCGAGAUAUCAGCCUGGCAAGUCUUGCCCAUUCUCCGACUAGAAGCGGGCAUGAAACACCAGAGAAUGGUACGGGAAAAAGGACGAGAAUGGAUAUGUUAUCCGAUUUACAACACGGCCAUGAAGAUGAAGAUGCUGAAACGAUGGCUGCGAUUUAUGAUUUUGAAAGACAUCCGUCCAAGAGGCCAUGUGCGAUUGUGGUGGUAGGAGGAAGUGAAGAAAGACAACGUGAAUGUUUGAGCACAUUGCCGAAAAGUUCUACUACCGCGCAAGCAAACGAAGAGGAUCAUUUGCGAAUCGUGCAAUACAACAAGAAACAUUUCAUCCUUCCACGCGAAUUAUGGCAAUCAUCUUUUGGAGGUACGAUUGUACGUAUCCCAUCCAAGAGAUCGGACAUCAUUGGAAGUAGACGAAAAGUCGAAGUUGAUGCACCAAAAGUGAGCGGCAAUAUACAUUUCCAAGAUGAUCAAACGGCUACGCUACAUAAUGGCUGGAUCAACGUAGAACCUUGGGUGAUCGAAAGGGAUCGUGUACAGAAAAAUGUGAUCGAAGCUUGGACUAGAAGAAGUGCGCCAAGUCAUUAUUUAUGUGGUAUAUGGGAUUCCUCUAAAGGGUGAACGAGAAGCAAAAAAGCUUUGUAGAAUAAUAAUGUUUACUAUGUAAUUGUGUGUGUGUAUUUAUUUAUUUGAUCUUUUCAUCAAUUUCU